This is a messenger RNA of Ornithodoros turicata, 1185 nucleotides long. RefSeq names its product regucalcin-like. Gene Ontology annotation, biological process: L-ascorbic acid biosynthetic process. Gene Ontology annotation, molecular function: calcium ion binding; enzyme regulator activity; gluconolactonase activity. The transcript has 5 exons. The record is from RefSeq and is a predicted model, not a curated record. Lineage: Eukaryota; Metazoa; Arthropoda; Arachnida; Ixodida; Argasidae. The coding region runs from base 147 to 1085 and encodes 312 amino acids.
AAAUGGACGAAGAAGAAAUCAACGCGCCGUGGCCAUUUACCUUGCCAUAGCAGCGCGUUCCUUGAGCUCGCGGUAGCCUGCGAGAUCCGAGGCGGAGUUCCUCCCUGGGCAAUAACUAAAGCCCGAAGUGCCUUUCCAGCGUGAAAAUGAGUGGACUGAAAUCAGCACCGGGUCUACGCGUGCGAGUGGCGUCGAAGCGUAGGUGCCAGACGGGCGAAGGCCCACACUGGGACGAAAAGGCCCAAGCUCUGUUGUACGUUGACUGCUACGCAGGAUGCAUCAGCAGGCUUGACCCCGAGACUCAUGAGGACAUUGACACCAUACAUUUCGAGGGCACCACACCUUUCGCAAUUCCAUUGGCAAACCACCACCACAAGAUCAUCGUGGGUCAUAACCACUAUGUCAAGCUGACCGAUAUGAAGAAACGACAUGAGGAACUUAUUGCUAUGGUUGAGACGGAAAACGCUGGCACCCGGUUGAACGACGCAAAGUGUGAUGCGGCUGGUCGACUGUGGACUGCCACUAUGGCCGUGGACAAGAAACCGAUGAUGAAUGAGGCUGAACAAGGGUCCAUGUACAGUAUCGAGAAAAAACACAUCCGUAAACACAUCGAACGCAUCACUCUGCCCAACGGCAUUGCCUGGACCGCAGACAACAAGAAAAUGUUCUUCGUCGAUUCUGUGCCCAAGAAGCUCUACGUGUACGACUUCGACCUCGCUAAGGGAGAUAUCAGUAACCAGAAGGUUGUGGUGGACUUCGCGGCUGCGCCUCUAAACGAAUUGGGCAAUCCAGAUGGUAUAACCAUCGAUCAGACUGACAAGAUCUGGGUGGCGUGCUUCAACGGUUCGCACGUUGUCAAGGUGGAUCCCGCAACUGGAACCCUGAUGCAGAAGAUCAAGAUCCCCACGCAGUUGGUGACGUCCCUCUGCUUCGGCGGCCCACGGUACGAAGACCUCUUCGUAACGACUGGCUUCAUCGGACUGUCACGGGACCAGCUGCAAAGCCAACCGGAUGCUGGCGCUAUCUUUAAGGUGUCCGGCAUUCCUGGUACAAAAGGCUUGCCACCGAACUGCUUUGCCAUGUAGAAGCAAGAUGGAUCGCACACGUCGCUUUAUAACUAAAUCAAAUAUGAAAAAUAAAUCAAAAUGAACAGCUGCACGGAACCAGCUGUAAGACUGAAAUAUU